AUGGUUAGAGGUCCUAAAAAACAUUUAAAAAGAAUCUGUGCUCCUAAAUCAUGGAUGGUUAGCAAAUUAGGAGGAAUUUGGGUAACUAGACCUUCUUAAGGUCCACACAAACUUAGAGAAUCAUUACCUCUAUUUGUAUUAUUAAAAAACAGAUUAAAUUAUGCCUUGAACGGAAGAGAUGUUACUUUAAUUUUAAAUGAUAAAGAAUAAAACGUGUUUGUUGAUGGCAAAUGCAGAAGAGAUAGAGGAUUCCCAACUGGUCUUAUGGAUGUAGUAAAUAUUCCUAAAACAGAUGAAAAUUUCAGAGUUUUAUAUGACACUAAAGGUAGAUUUGUAUUAAAAACAUUAAACAAAUAAGAAGCUUAAUUCAAAUUACUUAAAGUGAAAGGAAAAGCAAUUGGACCAAAUUAAGUUCCCUAUAUUGUUACUCAUGAUUCAAGAACCAUUAGAUUCCCUAAUCCAAAUAUUAAAAUUGGUGACACAAUUAAAUAUGAUUUAGUAAAAAAUAAAAUUCUUGAACAUACUCACUUAGAAUCUGGUAAUAUCUGCUUUGUUUAAAAUGGUAACAAUAUUGGCAGAGUUGGUCUUAUCACUCACAUUGAAAAACAUCCUGGUUCUUUUGAUAUCGUUCAUGUCAAAGAUAGUAAAGGAAACUCUUUUGCUACAAGAAUCGGUAAUAUCUUCGUUAUUGGAUAAGGAAAAAAACCUUGGAUUAGUUUACCUGAAGGUGAAGGAAUUUAUGAAACUGUUAUGGAAUAAAGAUAAAGAAAAUUCUCUCAUUGAUUUACUUUUUGAGAGUUUAAUAUUAAAAAUAACAUUUUUUUGUUUUUUUAUAAAUUGUAUUUUCCGAUUAUAAAAUAAUAGUAGCAAUAUAAUAUGUAUUAUUUAAACUAUUUUUUCUA
Messenger RNA from Ichthyophthirius multifiliis, 902 nucleotides. RefSeq lists its product as hypothetical. Gene Ontology annotation, molecular function: structural constituent of ribosome; RNA binding. The transcript has 5 exons. The record is from RefSeq and is a predicted model, not a curated record. NCBI's taxonomy places the organism in Eukaryota, Ciliophora, Oligohymenophorea, Hymenostomatida. Gene Ontology annotation, biological process: translation. Gene Ontology annotation, cellular component: ribosome; cytosolic small ribosomal subunit.